GUGCUGUUACUUGGUUCUCCCUCUCCCUCCAAUUGUACUGUGCAUUGUGUUGAUCUCUUCACUCGUCGCACUGUUUUGGGACUUGCUCUCCUAUAAAAGCUUUGGCAUCUUCGAACUCAGUAUCCAGUUCAACUGAAGCAAUCAAAAUGAAGUGUGCUCUCCUUGUUGCUCUUUGCUUGGCUUUCUUUUCCGCCGUGAACGCCUCUUACGGCUACGGCUACGGCUACCCCGCUGGUGCGGCUUACCCCGCUGGAGCCAAGGGUCUGGUCACCUAUCCCAAUGGAGCCACCGUCCCCGUUGAGCCUUAUCCCGUUCAAGCUGCCCGUGCCGCUCACUUGAGUGCCAAGGCCGCUACCUAUGCCGCUUACGGCGCCCCUGCUUACGGUUAUGCUGGACCCGCCGUGGCUUACGGAUACGGACAUCUUGUUGCUCUUUGCUUGGCUUUCUUUUCCGCCGUGAACGCCUCUUACGGCUACGGCUAUGGCUACCCCGCUGGUGCGGCUUACCCCGCUGGAGCCAAGGGUCUGGUCACCUAUCCCAAUGGAGCCACCGUCCCCGUUGAGCCUUAUCCCGUUCAAGCUGCCCGUGCCGCUCACUUGAGUGCCAAGGCCGCUACCUAUGCCGCUUAUGGCGCCCCUGCUUACGGUUAUGCUGGACCCGCCGUGGCUUACGGAUACGGACAUUCUUUGGCAUCUUCGAACUCAGUAUCCAGUUCAACUGAAACAAUCAAAAUGAAGUGUGCUCUCCUUGUUGCUCUUUGCUUGGCUUUCUUUUCCGCCGUGAACGCCUCUUACGGCUACGGCUACGGCUACCCCGCUGGUGCGGCUUACCCCGCUGGAGCCAAGGGUCUGGUCACCUAUCCCAAUGGAGCCACCGUCCCCGUUGAGCCUUAUCCCGUUCAAGCUGCCCGCGCCGCUCACUUGAGUGCCAAGGCCGCUACCUAUGCCGCUUAUGGCGCCCCUGCUUACGGUUAUGCUGGACCCGCCGUGGCUUACGGAUACGGACAUUAAAAUGGGACGAACAUCUGGGAGAAGAGAAGACUCGUCAAAGAGAGAUCAAGUGAUCACCUACAUUUUUUUUUUUGCUCAAAUUUGAAAAUCUAAAAGAAAGAAAACUCAACUUAGUGUCAUCGGCACGUGUUUGUUCGUUCAACCCUCGGAAUAAAUGAUGUUUUUGACCUGAA
This is a messenger RNA of Tigriopus californicus, 1183 nucleotides long. Its product is annotated as cuticle protein 38-like. Bases 147 to 1010 code for a protein of 287 amino acids. The record is from RefSeq and is a predicted model, not a curated record. The transcript has 5 exons. Lineage: Eukaryota; Metazoa; Arthropoda; Copepoda; Harpacticoida; Harpacticidae.